CACGAGGGUGAGUAAUAAAUGACAUUAUUUUCAUUUUUGGGUGAACUAGCCCUUUAAACAUAUAAACAAUAAAUUAAUUUGCAAGAAAACUAGUACACUGCUCUUUAAAACUGCAAUUUGUUUCUACAGUGAAAAUACUAUUUGAUUUUUAAAAUAAUGCUUUAUUUAAUAUUUUUUAUUAGCGAUGCACCUAUUUUGAUUUUUCAUGGCCAAUUCCAAUUUUUUAGAAGCAAAUUGGCCGAUUCUGAUACUGGUUGCAGAUUUUUUUUUAAAGCAAAUUUAUUUGUUGUUUAUAUGUUCAAAAACAUAUGUGUAGCUCUUUGGUAUUAGAUGCAAACACUGCAUUUUUAUCACAAUCCCAACAAAGAUGUUAUGCACAUGAGCAUGAGCAGUUGUUUUUAAUUUAAAUCAUUGUAUAAUUUCAAGAUUAAACGCAAAAACAGCGUGGUCUGACUUUAGCUUUGUGAAAUUAUGUGACAUAAGACACUUGCACAAAACAAAAUCAGCAGACGGACUGAAUGAAAAUGCAAAUUAACUCUCUAACAGUAGGUGGCGCUUAUGGAACAGCAGUGAUAUAGCGUUUCCAUGGUUACCGCUAUACACAAAGCUGCAUUUAUAAAUAGGCUAUUACUUUAUAACCUGUAAGUUGAUAAAAACAUAACUCACUUACUGCCUCAGAUGCGGCAGUUAAUGACGGACAAAGCAUUUUACUCUGACAUUCUCCGAAAUUCGCUGGUCAGAAACCUCCAUUUGAGCUUGGUUUUGGUAAAAUGUUAAUAAUAUAGUGACAAUAUAGUCAUAUAUAAAUUAAAUCAUUCAUGUAGGUUAUUUCUUAUUUGCUGUUUUGUAACUUUGAACUUAAACCUUAGCUGCGUUUUUUUCUGAUAAUUUGGAUAAUGGAUAAUUUCUGAUAAUGCAGUUUUCAUACUCGAUGCUAUUAUACGAUUGGCCCACCCAGUUUUUCUAAAGGCCCACCCGUUUGAACAUUUCUAGCCUCCCCUGUCCACAAGUAAAUAUAAUUGUAGUGUGACUAAAGAGGUGUCAAAGACUAACAAAAUAACAGAGUUAAGUGUCAUAUUUAGACAGCAGCUGACUUUACAUCCAAUAAAAUCACCAGAACAGCAGUUAGAGCAAAAAUGAUGAAAAAGGGAAGGGAAGUUAAUGAAGAGAAAGAUCCUGCAGGUCACUUUACAGAAGCAGAGGAAACAUACAGGGAAAACACAUAAUGAAUAUCCUAAUGGAAUUCCAUUCCAACAAAUUAAAUGUCAAAAGAGUAAACACAACUUCAAGCCAACUUAGAAUGCUUAAUUAUACUUUUAAGUAUAUCUCGAUCAAAAGACUGAGUUCAAGUAUAGGCCAAAUACGUCUGUUAGUACAAGGCAAGUAUACUUAAAGUGCCCCUAUGUGCCUUUUUAAAUGUUCCUAAUAUUGUUUUGGGAGUCUCCUACAACAGGUUUACAUGCAUGCAAGGUCAAAAAACACUUUUGUUUUCUCAUAAUAUACAUUUAAUUUCACCUCAGUUCUCAAUAAUUGGUAAACGAUUCGUUAGAAGCAGUUUGAAGAAUCAGUCUCUCUAAACCCCUCCUUUUCAUGAGCCUACACUGCUCUGAUUGGUCAGAUGGCCCAAUCCUUUGUGAUUGGUCAACUGCGUGCACUGCACGCCCAUUGCCAUGACUGAAUGACAGCUAUCAAUUCGCAAGACAUUGUAUACAAUGUAUGGACAGAAAAGAUCGAUUUUACCAUAUCAAUUCGAGCCCGAGUCCGACAAUGAAAUGUCUGAAGUAGUCGAUCAACCAGAAACUGAUUCGCAAUCCGAUUUUCUAUAAGUGUCACCUUAGUUUGUGUUAUUUUAAGACGUGAUAGCAGCGUCACUGUUAAACUUUAUGUAGGUGCACCUGUGGGAACUGUAUCAGAAUGCCAAGCGAAGCUGAAAACCUCUAACAGAAGAUAAACAUUUAGGCCAGGUGUGUACACACUUUUUUGUCAGAACCAUUAACAAAAUAAAAAUGGGCUAUAUCAUUGUUUGACAUUACAAUGAGUGUUUACAGUUUACAGAGAGAAAACUUCAACUAGCAUCUUAACAUCCUAUUACAAUACAGAUAGAGCUCCACUCUACUGUAAUAAUAAAAAUGCAGAGGAAAAAAACAGUUUGUUUUACAGUUAUGUAAGCGAACUGGGCCCACAGUUAUGUUGUAAACUCACACGUUAGCCGAGCACAAACGUGAAUAGCUGAUAAUGCAUUACACUUUGUAAACAAAAGUCCUCCAUCCUUGAUCAUUACUCCAAGUAAUAAGACAAGCUGCAUUAAUCGACACAUAUUUAGACAAUAUUGGACCCACAUCUGAAUAACAGAAAUACAGACGUGAGUUAGCUGGUUAGCAGGAGACAUACAGACUAGGGUGUACGUUACACAACAUAACAUACAAAACUAUGAAUUUUAAACGAUUGCUAGAAAAUAUAAACAUCAAUUAUUAAUCAUACUUACAGGUUGAGAUUCAGAGGAGCAAGCUGGUCCAAAUAUUUUAAGACCAACCGUUUUGUGAAUCCUGCGUUAAACUCCUCGAGGUUUGAGAUGCAGUCGUCAGUAAAAUGAUGGGAACACAACAAAAGAUUGUACUGCUGUGGUAUUGUUGAAAAAAUGAAUUUUCCCUGGCGUCUGCGCGCGCAAUAAAUGGGUGGGGAAUAUGCUAAUGUUUCAUUGUGACGUCACAACGAAACGGAUUCGUUUCUACAAACAACUCGUUUAAUUAAAGAGUCGACUCUUACUUUUGAGAGACAAUAACUUUAUAUACGGUGCACUUUCAGAUUUAAAACUUUGCAGGAUGUUUUCAAUCACUUAGAGCUAUGUUACACACUACAUGAAAGGUCAUUUACAAAAAUCCAUAAUAGGGGCACUUUAAGAGUCAUUUUAUAAUUCUGUGAAGUACAUAAAAAGUAGACUGAAUACUGUAUACUAAUAGCACACUUGAAUAAACUUCUUUUUCAUAAGGGCAGUGCAAAAAGCCCAAUAAACCUCAAGCAAGUAAAAGCAUAGAUAUCUAUUUUGUGUACAGUUUUGUUUUUGUGUUCAUUUAAAAGUUAUUUUUUUGGAGUUAUAAAUAAAACAAAGAUUAUUGGGGUAUGUUUUACAAGAAAAUACUAUUUCAGGUUUUCUACUUUCAGUAGCUAUUUACUAUUUCUUGGUGAAAAUUGUUUCUACACCAUUUUUUUAGUUAUAUCUUCAGCUAUUGCUGAUUUUCCUUUAGGUAUUUUGCAUUAUUUUUUAAAACAUUUGUGUCUGAUUUUCUUUGGCUGCACAUUUAUGCAUUUGUUCUCUGACUUUAUUCACUUAACAAUUGGAUCGUUCACAGAUGAAGGUGAACCGUCCACAGGCUCCAAUGAGAAGUUAAGAUUGAUGGUGCUUGGAGGUGAUGAUGCUCUUCUGGAUGAAGCAUGUGCCACAAUCCUUGGGGAAAGACAGAACAGGGAUGUAUUUAAAUUUGGAAUAUUGGAGCCCAGGAAGGCUCAUAUUUGUGGACGAAAGGUUUCUGUAUUAAAAACUCCAUUCGCAUGGCUAGAACACUUGAAAUCAUUCCUGUUUUUCAGCAGGCGAGUCAAAGCUAUCAGAGAUGAAAUGGAGUCACACGAGUCUAUGUUGUUUCCUGGGCCUCAUGCAUUUCUGGUCGUACAGACAGACGUGAAAAACUCUGGUAGAGAGGAUUAUCUUUUACGAGCUCUCAGUGAUGUGUUCGGGAAGGAGGUCUUAGACUACUGUAUGGUGUUAUUUAUAGAUGAUACUCCUGACAAUGAUCCAGAACAGAACUCAUGUGUGAAGAUGUGUGGAGGCAGAUACCACAUUUUAGAGAACAUCAACGAGAGUGUUAAUGAAUUGUUUGUAAAAAUAGAGUCAAUGACAGAGAGUAAAGACAGCAGUUUUUUCACAACACAUCUGGAGUGUUUCAGAAAAGCUAGCAAUUAUUUUCAGGAAGAGUACAAGGAAAAGGAAAAUAAACUAAGAAAAGAGUUGAAUGAUUCUAAAGGCAGAGAGGAUCAGUUAAGCAUUGAGUUGAAUGAUUCAAAAAAGAAAGUGAAUCUGUUAUUCAAAGACUUGAAUGAUUCAAAAGGCAGAGAGAAUCAGUUUAAAAAAGCACUGGAUGAUUUCCAAUUCAGGGAGAAUCAGUUUGUAAAAGUGUGGAAUGAUUUCCAAGUCAGGGAGAAUCAGUUUAAAAAAGAGUUGGAUGAUUUCCAAGUAAGAGAGAAUAAGUUUAAAGAAGAGUUGAAUGAUUUCCAAUUCAGGGAGAAUCAGUUUGAAAAAGUGUGGAAUGAUUUCCAAGUCAGAGAGAAUCAGUUUAAAAAAGCACUGGAUGAUUUCCAAUUCAGGGAGAAUCAGUUUGAAAAAGUGUGGAAUGAUUUCCAAGUCAGAGAGAAUCAGUUUAAAAAAGCACUGGAUGAUUUCCAAUUCAGGGAGAAUCAGUUUGUAAAAGUGUGGAAUGAUUUCCAAGUCAGGGAGAAUCAGUUUAAAAAAGAGUUGGAUGAUUUCCAAGUAAGAGAGAAUAAGUUUAAAGAAGAGUUGGAUGAUUUACAAGUCAGGGAGAAUCAGUUUAAAAAAGAGUUAAAUGAUUUCCAAGUCAGGGAGAAUCAGUUUAAAAAAGUGUUGGAUGAUUUCCCAAUCAAAGGGAAUCCGUUUAAAAAAGUGUUGGAUGAUUUCCCAAUCAAAGGGAAUCCGUUUAAAAAAGCGUUUGAUGUUUUUAAAGAACUGUUAAGCAAAGAGUUGAAUGAUUCAAAAGAGAAAGAGAAUCAGUUAAGCAGAGAGUUGAAUGAUUCAAAAGGCAGAGAGAAUCAGUUAAAAAAAGAGUUGAAUGAUUUUAAAGACAGAGAGAAUCAGUUAAGCAAAGAGUUGAAUGAUUCAAAAGGCAGAGAGAAUCAGUUAAGCAAAGAGUUGAAUGAUUCUAAAGAUAAAGAGAAUCAGUUAAGCAAAGAGUUGAAUGAUUCCAAAAAGAAAGAGAAUCAGUUAAGCAAAGAGUUGAAUGAUUCAAAAGAGAAAGAGAAUCAGUUAAGCAAAGAGUUGAAUGAUUCAAAAGAGAAAGAGAGUCAGUUAAGCAAAGAGUUGAAUGAUUCAAAAGAGAAAGAGAAUCAGUUAAGCAAAGAGUUGAAUGAUUCAAAAGAGAAAGAGAAUCAGUUAAGCAAAGAGUUGAAUGAUUCUAAAGAUAAAGAGAAUCAGUUAAGCAAAGAGUUGAAUGAUUCCAAAAAGAAAGAGAAUCAGUUAAGCAAAGAGUUGAAUGAUUCAAAAGAGAAAGAGAAUCAGUUAAGCAAAGAGUUGAAUGAUUCAAAAGAGAAAGAGAGUCAGUUAAGCAAAGAGUUGAAUGAUUCAAAAGAGAAAGAGAAUCAGUUAAGCAAAGAGUUGAAUGAUUCAAAAGAGAAAGAGAAUCAGUUAAGCAAAGAGUUGAAUGAUUCAAAGGAGAAAGAGAAUCAGUUAAGCAAAGAGUUGAAUGAUUCAAAGGAGAAAGAGAAUCAGUUAAGCAAAGAGUUGAAUGAUUCAAAAGAGAAAGAGAAUCAGUUAAGCAAAGAGUUGAAAGAUUCAAAACGGAAAGAGAAUCAGAUGAGGGAAGAGUUCUGCACUUCCAUUCAUCAUGAGAAGCAACUGAAUGAAGAGCUGAUCAUUUACAAAGAUAAAGAGAAAGACAAAGAGAAAUGUCAAAGAAAAGUGGAACAGCUCAAUGAGAAGGAAAAACAACUACAAAAUAAUCUAACUGAAGCAAAAGUUAAGGAAGCGUUUCUGCUUACAAAGUUACAGUCAGAAAGUAAUAUAAUACAGAGAGAGGAAGAAGUACAAACCAAAGAAAAUGAGCUAAAUGAAAGAGAGAGAGAACUGGAUGAAAGACAGAAGGAGCUGGAGAUCAGAGAGAGAGAAGUGACACAGAGAGAUGUGAGAUCCAGAGAACAUCAUCAGACCACAGCAGAUCCUCCUCCUGCUGAACGUGAAGGAGAGCUGAAGAGCAGAGAUGAUUCACAAACCAGUGGAUCUCUUGGGAUCCAGAAACCUGUGAGACGAAACACCCGAUAGUCAACAUUGAUGACUAUAUAAUCUCUGGAUGGGAUGUGAUUGAGGAUAGCAUGUACUCAACCCGAUCAACGGCGUGAAUGUGUCCGUUUUCCAGACCUUUUCUCCUUCCUUUUCCUUUGGUUGUUAAUAUAUUCCAGUAUAUUCCAGUUUCCGAGGAGCAGCACUUUUCUGGAUCUCUCUUCUCCUGACUCAGAUGAUAGUGACUGAAUUGUAUGAAAAUCUGAAACUGUUGUGUAUCUCCUGAAAGAAUCUCUAGAACGUGAUGAUAACAGACAGCUGUAUUUCCAAAGUUUGUUGAUAACAGGAAUCAUUGUAGGGGACGGAUGCUCUUUCUUUUGCAUUUCUUUUUCUCCUGUGUAUGAGCAGUGAGGAAGGUAAGACUGUGUUGUUCAUUUCUAUUUUCUUUUCUAGGUAAGAAUUAGCAUCUAAGUUAGUUGGUUUUGUUUUUUAUUUUGAGCAUGCUCCCUUCCUGAAGCCAUUUUGAUUAUAUUAAUAAACCUUUUCACUUGUGUGUUGUGCUUCAGUCACUUGGAAACAGGAAUGAUGUGAUGAAGACCAAGUUUCAUAUCUGCACAAACCUCUAUGAUGUUCAUAACAAUUUAAUUUUUGUGUCACUUCCUCUCGGUAGAUGAUGUUGUGGCGUCUGACAGCAUGUGUGUAGAAAGAUGGGAAAUGCUUUAGAUUACAGCCCGGAAAGUAGUCCGUAAGUAAAAAGAAAUGUACAGUGUACCUUUCCUUUAAUUAUACCUUUAAUUACAGUGUACCUAUUGUAUUAAAGAUUAUUUUGUCUUUAUUUGGAAGUUUAUUUUUUGUCACUGUUUCAUAAAAUUAUUUUGUUUAUUUUCUUAAUAUGCCCCAACCUUUCUUGUUCGAUCCUUGCUCCUCCCUAAUUAGUUGCUCACUGACUAGUAUACGCCCUCUGUUAAUUAGCCAAUCACUGAAGCCAUAUACUAAUGAGUCCUGAUUUAUAAAUGCCUGCAGUGAUGCAUGAUAAACUGAGUGUCUUUGGAGCUGCCUGAUGCUUGUAAUGUGUGUGCAUAUUCAUGAGCAAUGUAAGUUUGUUUCUUUUGGGUUUUAUAUAUAGUAUUUUUGAUUGUUAAUUUGUGUGUGGCUGGUUUUGAUUUAAGUGUUUGUAUUUCUGUUUUUGUUUAGACACCACACCCACACCCUCAUAUGAUGUGCUCCCUGCUCAUCUUUGUUCUGUCUGCUCCAAUGGAUCAAUAAAAGUGGUCAUAUGGAACUGUA
Ctenopharyngodon idella (grass carp) is the source of this 7288-nucleotide messenger RNA. RefSeq names its product putative leucine-rich repeat-containing protein DDB_G0290503. NCBI's taxonomy places the organism in Eukaryota, Metazoa, Chordata, Actinopteri, Cypriniformes, Xenocyprididae. The transcript is spliced from 4 exons. The record is from RefSeq and is a predicted model, not a curated record. Bases 3302 to 6043 code for a protein of 913 amino acids.